GCUGCAAGAAGAGAUCCAGCUGAAGGAGGAGGCUGAGAACAACCUGGCUGCUUUCAGAGCCGACGUGGACGCAGCCACGCUGGCACGCAUCGACUUGGAAAGACGCAUCGAGUCCCUGCAGGAGGAGAUCGCCUUCCUCAAGAAAGUGCACGAAGAGGAAAUCCGGGAGCUGCAGGCUCAGCUGCAGGAGCAACACAUCCAGGUGGAGAUGGACAUCUCCAAGCCCGACCUCACAGCUGCGCUGAGGGACAUCCGCGCUCAGUACGAGAGCAUUGCUGCCAAGAACAUCGCCGAGGCCGAGGAGUGGUAUAAGUCCAAGGUGUCUGACCUGACACAGGCGGCCAACAAGAACAAUGACGCGCUGCGGCAGGCUAAACAGGGGAUGCCGGAGUACCGGGACCA
Messenger RNA from Antrostomus carolinensis (chuck-will's-widow), 402 nucleotides. RefSeq names its product desmin-like. The transcript has 4 exons. Lineage: Eukaryota; Metazoa; Chordata; Aves; Caprimulgiformes; Caprimulgidae. Gene Ontology annotation, biological process: intermediate filament organization; skeletal muscle organ development. The annotation marks the transcript as partial. The record is from RefSeq and is a predicted model, not a curated record. Gene Ontology annotation, cellular component: sarcolemma; intermediate filament; cell-cell junction. Gene Ontology annotation, molecular function: structural constituent of cytoskeleton.